AUGAAAUGUAAUUUUAAGAUAGAUACAAAAAGAAGGAAUUUUAAUACAAAUAAUUAUAAUUCAUUAAACAAAAAAAGAUAUUUAUCAAAUGAUUAUACAGAUAAUGAUAAAAAAAUGAGUAAUAAAUCAAAAGAAAACAAAUUUUAUAAAAGUUAUUCAUCAAAAAAGUUAAAUGAUUUCGCUAAUAAAGAAAAGUACGAAAAAACAGAAAGAAUGUAUUUUGAAAAUAACAUAAACAAUAUUAAAAGAAUUGGAAGUUCUGAUAAUCAUCAAGAAAAAAAAUAUAAAGAAAAAAAUAUGUUUAACAAAUAUGGUGAAAAUUCAUACAAAAAAUAUUAUUAUAAAUCAAAUAAUUAUCAUCAAGAUGAAAAAAAAAAUUAUAUUAAUAAUAAUUAUAAUAUGAAAAAUAUAUAUAAUACAGAUAAUGAAAAAAAUGAUUCUCCUAAUUUUAAAAAAGGUAAUAAAAAUAAAAAAGAUGAGGAAAAUUUAGUUGAAAGUUUAAAAAGUGAACAUGAAGAAACAUACUUUAAUACUUAUAAUAGUAUUAAUAAUCAAAGGCAAAUUCAAAAAACAAAAAGUACCCAUAUAAAAGGAAAUCAAAAUGUUAUAAAUCAAAAUAGUUUUAAUGUAUCAAAUUGUAACAUACAAAACGAGGAAUAUUUAUUAAAGAAUAAUAGAAAUGAUAAUUUAUAUUUAUAUAAAAAUAAUAUAAAAAAUUUUAAUAAAUUAAAUGAAAAUUAUGGAAAUAAUGAAUUAGGAAUAAUAAUUCAGAAUUCUUAUGAGAAAGAUUCACAUAAUUCAUUUAAUAACAUUAAUGAAACAAUGUAUAAAAGUACAGAUAAAUUAAAUACGAAAACAAGAGAUAAUAUUAACAGUUAUAAUUAUAAUAUGGAUAAUAUGAAUUACAAUAAUGACAAUAAUAAUUAUAGAAAUGAAUAUUAUAAUAAUGAUAUUUAUAAUAAUGAAUAUUACAAUAAUGAUAAUUAUAAUUAUUAUAACUGUGAAAAUAAUAAUAAUUACAAUAAUAUUUAUCACAAUAAUAUCAAUAAUAAUGAUCAUAUCAAUAAUAAUGAUAAUAGGAAUAAUAAUAAUAAUAAUAAUGCUUCAAACGUUAAGUAUAAAAAUAGUUAUAAUAAUUAUUAUAAUAAAAAUUAUAAGUUUCAAACAAAUUAUAGAAAUAAUGAUAAUUAUUCUUACAAUUGUACACAAAAUAGAGGAAAACAUGAAGAAAGUAAAAUUAGUUCUUCCUUAACAUUUGAGUUAGAUAAACAAAAUAUAAAAAUAGAUGAAAACAAUAAGAUGGUUAAUAGCAAAAUCAUUUAUAGAGAUAGUGAUUAUUGUUUUUCAAAACAUGAAGAAAAUAUACGUUUAUACAUUAAAGAAAAUAAUGUAAAUUAUAAUAGAAAGGAUAAAGAAAAUUUUGAAAUAUUUAACAAAAAUGAAAAAAAAAAACAUGAAAAUGAUUAUUUUUCCAAAAAAAUACAUGAAAGUGAUAAUAUUUAUAAUAAUUAUAAAGAGAACAAAGAAAUUAGCAUAGAUGAUAAUUAUGCAAAGGGAAAAGAAAAAAAGAUAACAAAAAAGGAUAAUAGUAUAAUGAAACAUCAUAAUUAUUAUAAAAGUAAUAAUAUUAACAGCUAUGGGAAUUGUAGUAAUAAUAAAAAUUAUAGGCACAAUUAUAAUAACUAUAAUAAUAAUAAUAUUGAUGAUUAUAAUAAUUAUUAUAAUAAUAGGAAUGAAUUUGAUAUAUAUAAAAAUGAAAAGAAGGAUUAUAAGAAUUAUGAAAAUAAUAAUAAGGUAAAACCAAUAUUAUAUAAAGAUACAAAAGAAAUUCACAGAGAAAAAACAAAAAAAAUCUUAUUAACGGAAGAUAUUAGAAAUAAUGCUCAAAGUAAUAUAGAAAAAUUAUCUAUUUAUAAAUCAAGGGAUCAAAUAAUUGAAAUGAUAAACAAAAAUGAUAUCACUUUUAUACAUGGGGAAACAGGUUCAGGGAAAUCAACAUGUGUUCCUAAAUUUUUAUUUGAAGAAAAUUUAAAAAGAAACAAAAAUAUAAAUAUUAUUAUAACUGAACCAAGAAGGAUUGCAUGCAUCUCCUUAUCAAAAAUAUUAUCCGAGUUAACUAAUGAAAAAUUAGGAGAGAAAAUUGGUUAUAGAAUUUCUGGAGAAUCUUUAUAUGAUAAUGAAAAGACAGUAAUUACAUAUAUAACAAUUGGAUAUCUAUUUAAGCUAUUUUUACAUCAUAAAAACAUUUAUAAGAAAUUUACACAUGUAAUAAUUGAUGAAAUACAUGAACGUAGUAUACUACUAGAUAUUGUAUUACUAUUCAUAAAGUUGUAUUUACAUAACAAAAAAAAAGAAGAACAAAUGUUUAAAUUAAUUAUUAUGUCAGCAACUAUGCAGAGCAAUUUAUUUUACUCAUAUUUUAAACAUCCCAAUAUAAAAAUGGAUUCUAUAUUCAUAGGAACAAAAAUAUACAAUAUUGAUACCUUUUAUAUUGAAGAUAUAAUAAAUUAUACAAAAUAUGAAAAUUAUUCAUCAAAUGUAUGUUCAUUGAAAAAUGAGAAAAACGAGAAUAGUAAUAAUAAAGAAGAUUAUAUUAAUGAAAGUGUGAUAGAAUUUAUACUUAGAAAAAAAAAUUGUAAAAAGUUACAUUUAUCUAGUAGCUCAGAAAUGUUACUACAUAAAAUAAAAAAUGAAUAUGAUAAAAAUAUAUAUCUGUUUAACAAUAAAAGUACAGAACAUAUAGAAAAUAAAGAUUUAGACGUGGAUGAAAUAAUACCAGCAAAUGUUUUUUCAAAUAUAUCUAAUCUCUGUCUUGAAUUAGUUUAUAAUUUAUGUUUAAAUGGAGAUAGUGUCUUAAUAUUUUUAUCAGGAAUGCAAGAUAUAACAGAUAUGUAUCAUCAUUUAAGUAUUUUAAUAAAUAAUUCCUCUAAUAAUUAUGACAUUAAGUUUAAUAUUUACAUGUUACAUAGUUGUUUAUAUGACAACACAAUUCAUAAAUUAAAAGGAAAUGAUACAGACAUCAAUAUUUUCUUAUCAUCCAACAUAGCUGAAAGCUCAAUUACUAUUCCUAAUGUAAGACUAGUAAUUGAUUUUUGUAUACAGAAAAAUAUUGAAUAUAAUGCAAAAAAAAAGGCUCAUAUUUUAGUAAAAAAGUGGAUAAAUAAAUCAUCAAUGGAACAAAGAAAAGGAAGAUGUGGAAGAACUUGUCAUGGUAUUUGUAUAAGAAUGAUAAGUAAGCAUUUUCUAAAUUUAUUAAGAGAUCAUAAGAUAUCUGAAAUUUAUACACAUAGCUUACACUUAUUAUAUUUAUAUAUUUUAAAAAGUAUGUAUGUGUUAAAUAGAUUAAUAAAUAGAAAUAAUUCCUGUAGUGAUAAUACUAGUAAUAAUAAAUACAAGCAAAAAAAAUUAACUAUAUAUGAUGUACUAAGUAUGAUUAUAGAAAAACCAUCAAAAAAAAAAAUAAAAAGUACUAAAUACGAAUUAGAAAAAGUCAAAGCUAUAAUUAAAAUAAAAAAUAAAUUAGUGAUAUCUAUAAUUGGACAAAUUAUGAUUCGAUUUAAUUUAACUAUUAAUUUUUGUAGAUUGUUAUUAUACGGUAUAAUAUUAGAUUUAACUUUUGAUUCUAUAAUUAUUAUUAGUAUAUUAAUUACUAAUGAUAUUUUUCCUACUUUUAAUUUAUACUCAUCUAAAAAUAUUUAUUCUUAUGGUGUUUCAUUACAAUUGUCAUUAAAACAAAAAAGCUAUUUUGAUGGAAAGACUUACUCAGAACCCAUUAUGUUGAGAAACGUUUUUUUAGAAUGGUUAUGUAUUUUUUUAUUAUAUAUUCAAACAUUAAAAAAUGAAAAUAAAUUUAAUAAAAAUGAUUUAAAAAGUUAUUAUAUUAACACAUGUACUAUUAUGAAUAAAAAAAAUUAUAUUAAUGCAAAAAAGUUGUUGUGUGUUAUUAAUAGUGUUGAGAACUUAAGUAGAAAAGUGUUAAAAAUAUUAAAUAAAAAUAGUAAUGCUUAUAAGUCUUCUAUUUAUUUAUUAAAACUUUUAAGAGGAAAUAUUUGUGAAAAUGUAAAUGUGAAAAAUGUUUUUUUUAUAGUUACCAAAUAUUCUUAUUAUGAUUAUUCUAAUCAAAAUCUUUAUUUAAAAUUUCUGCUUUCUUUAUCAUUUACACCAUUAUUUAUACACGGAACUCCAAAUUUACCACUAAAAGACUUGAAUGAUGGUAAAAAAAAAAGCAAAAAAUUGUUAAAUGUGCUAAAUUUUGUAACAGAAAAGAAAUUAAACAUAAAAAAUUGUAUUUAUUUUAGUGGUGUUUAUAUAUAUGAUAUCAACAUUUUAAAAAAAGCUUUGUAUAUAAUGUGCCCAUAUUUAUCAUUUGACGUUUAUUAUAAUAAAAAUACUUAUUUUGUUCAUUUUAAUAAUAAAGGAAUUAAUAAUUAUUUGAAUAGUUGCCAAAAUAAAAUGAUUAGUAGUUCUAUUUAUAAUAUAAACAAAGAUAAUAAUAAUGACGAAGUUAAAAACAGCGAUACCUACAGCAAUGAUGGAAAUUACAAUUAUAGUAAUAACAAUUUAUUAAUAAAUCAUUAUUUAAAUACCAAUAACAAUUUAGAUAAUUUUAAUCAAGUUAACAAAAUUGUAAACAGCAAUGUUUUUAUGAAUCAUUUUUCUGGCUCAUUUUCAAAAAGAAUUGAUCCAAAAAAUUAUCAUGAAAUAAUUGAAAAAAUAAAAAGUGAAUUAAUUUAUAUGUAUAAUAAUAAUGUAGAAAAAAAUAUUUUUACUAAUUUCUAUAGCAACAUUCUUAAUUUAAUUUCUCCAGUUGAUGCAAUAUUUCCCGUUUAUAAAAAUCAGAAUGAUGAAAUUAACAAUAUAUCAUUAAGUACAAAUAUUAUUAAUAUGUUUUCUAAUGGAAAAUGGAAUUUUUCUCUUCCAUUAUACAACAAUAAUAAAAAUUCAAAUGAUAUUAGUGAUUACUUUAAUCAUAAUUAUGAACUAAAAAAACCUAAACAUUUAUUUUUAGUUAAAUGGAUACUACUUAAUACAGAUAAUUAUAAAAUAAAAAAGAAUAAACAAAAAAAUAGUAAUAAUGAUAAUAACAAAGAAGAUGAAAAUAACAACUGUAAAGAAAAUAGUGAAAUAAAUGAAAAUUAUAACUUAUCAUUUUAUAAAGAAAAUUCCGAAAAAAAUAGAAACUAUUUAAAAUAUGAUAUAAUAAAUGACAAUAAUAAAAAUUAUCAGAAAAGUUCUAUGAAAAAUACAGAUCAAAGAUAUUAUAUGAAAAAUGAAAAUGGUAAUAAUGAAAACCACCUUGAAUUUAAAAAUAAACAAGCAAAUGAUAAUGAACAUAAUAUUAAUGAAUAUAAAAAUGAGGAUAAAAAAAUAAAACAAAUAAAAAAAGAAAAGGAAAACUCAACAGAAAAUGAAGUAUAUAGUAGUUAUGAUGAGGUAGAAGAUGAUGAUAAUGAUAGUGAAAAAAACUCUAAUGAGUAUAAUUAUGAGAACAAUAAAAAUGAAAUUAUUUAUGAUUCAAGUUCUGUAUGUAGCGAACAAAAUAAAAAAAUGAAACAAAAAAAAAUGAAAUGUAAUUUAAAUUUUAGAUCAGUUCUAGGAUUUUUAUCAUUAUGUCCAUUUGUUUAUGAUUUACAAAAAAAUAUUUAUGAAAAUCAAACUUCUGAUAUAUAUGCUGUUUGUGCAAGUAUUGAUUAUAGUUGUACUAAUGAUGCAUAUACGUGGGUUAAUUAUGCUACAGUUAUUCCAAACAAAUAUUUUUUAAGUUUUUUUUUAUCCUCUUUACCUUAUCAUGACAAUGUUAUUUUUCAAACAAGGACAAAUUUAUUAAAUACUGAUAUUUUAUCUAUAAACAUAUUUGAUUCAAAAGAGAUACUUUUUAAAAAUGUUAAAAAGAAUAAAAAUAAAAAUAAAUUAAAUGAUUCAUAUUCUAGCAUAAAUAAUACAAAUAUUAACAAGUAUGAUUUAAUAAGAAUAAAUUAUGUCAGAUAUGUGCUAUCUAAAAUUUUGUUAUCAUUUACAUUAGCAUAUAAUAAUUUAGAAGAUAAAGAAAAUAAUGAUUUUAUUAUCAAAAAUAUCAGUAAUGAUAUUUCUAUGAAAAAUGAGAGAAUUCAUAAUUUAUAUGAUAAUUUUAAAACAUAUUCUUCAAAAAAUGAAAAGAAUGAAAUUCAUCAUUUAAAAGAACAUUGUUUAAAUCAAACGAAAACUAAAAAUAAGGAUACUGACUCGGAAGAGAUAGAAGAAGAGGAUUAUUUUAGUGAAAAUGAUGAAUUAAGUGAUAUUGAGGAGAAUAACAUAUUAAAAGAAAAUUUAUAUUUAAAAAAAAUUAUUUUAAAUAUGAUAGAUGAAAAUAAUACUGAAAAAAUAAAUUACAAUAAUUAUAAAAUUGAAAAUUCAGAUGACCACUUUAAUUUAAGUUACUUAUAUAAUGAUGAAAAUUUGGAAGAUUUAAAUGAAAAGUGGAAUAAUUGUAAGGGUGAACAUCUAAUUAAUAAAUAUGAUUAUUUAUGUAAUUUUUUAAAAAGUGAGCAAAAUUUUUAUACAUCAAAAAAUAUUAAAGAAAAGACAUUAAAUUCUACCUCAUUAGUAAAAAGUUGUUAUUUGAAUAAUAAUUUUUCUGUACAAAUUUUAAAUUCUAUUAAUGCUUAUACUAAUUCAGAUUUAGAAGAAUUUAUCUUUUUUCAGCCAAUUAAUUUUUCAUCAAUCAAAAAAAUUAAUUUUCAAUUAAGAUCUAUUUAUUAUAAUGAGCACUCAACUAAUGAAAAUUUUUGA
Plasmodium gallinaceum is the source of this 6768-nucleotide messenger RNA. Its product is annotated as DEAD box helicase, putative. The record is from RefSeq and is a predicted model, not a curated record. Lineage: Eukaryota; Apicomplexa; Aconoidasida; Haemosporida; Plasmodiidae. The coding region runs from base 1 to 6768 and encodes 2255 amino acids. The transcript has a single exon. Gene Ontology annotation, cellular component: nucleus; intracellular anatomical structure. Gene Ontology annotation, molecular function: RNA binding; ATP binding.